Salvelinus fontinalis (brook trout) is the source of this 1740-nucleotide messenger RNA. RefSeq names its product oligodendrocyte transcription factor 3-like. The record is from RefSeq and is a predicted model, not a curated record. NCBI's taxonomy places the organism in Eukaryota, Metazoa, Chordata, Actinopteri, Salmoniformes, Salmonidae. The coding region runs from base 235 to 981 and encodes 248 amino acids. The transcript has a single exon. Gene Ontology annotation, molecular function: protein dimerization activity.
CUCCGAGCGCUCUUUUACCUCACCACAGACCAAGAGGUGCACCCGCGAGAUAAGAUUACUCGCAGCUAUCCGGCCAACAAGCCCACUGUGUCGACUCCUUCGUUGUUACCUACACCUCCUUCCCAAAAAGAGGACGGAACUCAAACGACAGAAUCAGGUGAUCGAGUGUGACUUAAAAACAGGGCAGAGAUAGAGAGGAAAGCAGCGACCUCCUACCCAAACCGAGCUAAUAAAAUGCAUUCUGACUCCAGCUCGAGCAGAUCUUCCUCACCAGACAUGGAUGGGAUGUAUCUCAGAGACCACCUCAAUUCAGUGUCCUCGACGCAGAACGAACUCCUCCAGAAGAUGACGAGCGAGCACCUUUCCAGGCACGGGGAAAAGUCACCUGGCGGGAGCAAGUACAAACUCAAGAAGCAAGUGACCGAGCAAGAGGUUCAGCAUCUGAGGCUGAAAAUCAACGGACGGGAGCGCAAGAGGAUGCAUGACUUGAACCUGGCGAUGGACGGCCUCCGGGAAGUCAUGCCUUAUGCACACGGUCCGUCCGUGAGAAAGCUGUCGAAAAUUGCCACUCUCCUGCUCGCCAGAAACUACAUCCUGAUGCUCAACAGCUCACUGGACGAGAUGAAAAGGCUGGUUGGAGAAAUCUACGGUGGACAUCAUUCUACGUUCCACUGCGGGACAGUGAGCGGGCACUCUGGCAACCCAGCGCAUCAGGUGCAUCCACUGCUCGGGAGCGCGCUGUCCUCGUCCACAUCCUCCACCCUCACCACCACUUUACCGGGACUAACCUCCAUCCGAGCACCUCAUUCCCUAAUGAAGAGUGCCCCUGCACCCCCGCUUCAACUCGGCAGCGGUUUCCAGCACUGGUCAGGUUUACCUUGCCCGUGCCCCAUAUGUCAAGUACCUCCACCCCCUCAUAUUCCUAUCAGUUCAGCGGGACUGACGAGACUUACAAGUGAAAACAAGGACGUGAUGAAGUAAUUUGGGACAUCCGAUACAGAAUGGUGUCAACGUGUACAGUAAAUUGUGAAUUGGACAUGAAGAAUUGACCUCAAUGCAUGUCUGUUUAUCUUUUGUCUGUUUAUUUGUUUUUGCGUAUGAGAUACCAUAAAUAUCCUCCCUGUAACAAAGAUCCCGUGAAAAUACUUUUUUCAUGGUAAAACUUUUGCCGGUUAUUUGGUGUCACCAGAGAUGCAUUCACACAGUGUACAUAUGUUUCUUUGUAAAAAAACAACAAUUUAUAGAACAUUAAGCUGGAGAUGUCUGAAUGUAACCUUACGUUUCGAGCACUGAAGGUGAUCGUAGCACAACAUACUUACUGAUCUGAAAGGGCGAAAAAGUUGCAUGCAGAUUUAAUACUUUUGUUUUUUACAUCAUUUGUGAAAGUGAAGAAUGUCCUUUCCUUGUAACAAGGAUGGUGAAAUCGCAUUCUACAGUGUAUGAACAUUGUAUUAUUAUAUAUUUAGUUCGAAAAAGGUUGACAUUAUAUGGAUCUUGAUUACUCCAUAGAAUUCUGAAAAUGCUUUUAGCUUUGUGGCGUUAUUCGGUGUCCAUUUGUAUGUAGAACUUAUUUAGCAUGGCUUCAGAACAACUAAAGCAUGAUUGUUUUGCUGGAAAUAAUUUGUUAUGCCCAGAGACCUUGCGUCUUUAUUUUUGUACAUUCUUGAUGAUUGAUGAAAUAUUUAUUAUUGCCCAGUGUUCCUGGAUGAAAUUUCAAUAAAACUGAUAUAAUGAACCAUA